This is a messenger RNA of Blepharisma stoltei, 1836 nucleotides long. The record is from the annotation of a GenBank genome assembly. NCBI's taxonomy places the organism in Eukaryota, Ciliophora, Heterotrichea, Heterotrichida, Blepharismidae.
AUGGAGCCAUCUACAUCCAAAAUCUUUAAGUCGAUGCGUCCGGUAACUUUUAAUUCUCCUCGCUCCUCUGUCAAUUUACUAAAGAAAAAAAGAAUCGAACCUAUCAGAAUAUCAAAAGCAAGCUCAAACGACCCCAAAGUUGAUAACUUUUAUCCAAAGGUUGGAAGGUUUCAAAACUUCGAAUCCAAGCCAAAAUACGAUUUUUCCGCAACAGCCCGGGCUCCUCUAAAUUUAAAUCCUAGACCCCUCCAACAAAAGCUCAACAAAGCUAGUUCGGCAAGGAAUAUCUCAGCAAGCGAUUUUAAAUAUCCACAUGCAUUAAGUUCGUCACUAAAACCAACAGUCAAUUUGAUACCAAAAAGCGAAAUACACUUCCCAAUAACCCCGAAAAUAGCAUUAACUCAAUUAAUAGAUGAACUUAGUGACUUCGAAAAAAGAGAAGUUUUAGAAUAUGCCGAAAUUUACUAUUUAGGAAAAAAUAACUGUAAAAUAAUGCGAAUUGAAGAUGGACAUAAUAAUGGGUAUGAUAAUGACCAUUCUGAUUACCUUUUAAUAAAAGGCGACCAUAUAGCUUAUAGGUAUGAAGUUAUUAGCAUGCUUGGAAAAGGGAGCUUCGGACAAGUUUGCUUAUGUUUUGACCAUAAGCGCCAAGAACAAGUAGCUAUAAAAUUGAUAAAAAAUAAAAAAAGAUUCCAUCAUCAAGCUGCAAUUGAGAUAAAAGUUCUCAGGGCUUUAUUAGAAAAUGACCCAAAUGAUAAAAGCAAUAUUGUAAGGAUGAAAAAUUUUUUCCUUUUCAGAAGCCACGUAUGCUUGGUUUUCGAGCUAUUAAGCAUAAAUCUAUAUGAUUUGCUUAAGAAUAACAAGUUUGAAGGACUUUCUAUCAAUUUAAUACGAAAUUUUGCAAGCCAAAUUUUGUCAGCAUUGAUCUGCACUAAAAAAUUAAAUAUUGUCCAUUGCGAUUUAAAGCCUGAAAAUAUUUUACUAAAAACUGAUAGUAAAUCAGUUAUAAAAGUAUGCAAUUUCUCCUGGGGUUUGCUAAUUUAAAAUACUAUAAAUAAAUAGAUGAAAAUUAAGGAAAACUCUAUAUGUGAUUUUGGGUCUUCUUGCUUUGGCGAUGAAAUUGUGUAUACUUAUAUUCAAAGCAGAUAUUACAGAUCCCCUGAAAUUAUUUUACUCCACUCUAUUAAUAAGCAAAUUCUUGCUUAUUCGUUGGGGGUUUUGCACAAAAUUUUUAAAUAGUAAAUUUAAUAUGAAUAAUAGAUCGAAAUUUGCUUUAUUAUUUGGAGUUAAUGCAAUAAUUUUAUAUUUUUCAUUUUCAAUUGAAAAUCUCCCAAUAUUGCCAUUUGAAAAUUUGUGCUAAAACCCCCCUCACAAAUAAACAAGAAUUUGCUUAUUACUGGGGAGAUAGGGAUUCCUUAUACUCCUGCUAUUGAUAUGUGGUCUUUUGGCUGCAUGAUAUAUGAGCUUUAUACAGGAAGACCUUUAUUCACCGGCGAAAGUGAGCAUGAGCAGCUUAUUUUAAUAAUGGAAUUAUGCGGAAUUCCUAGUGAUAGCAUGCUUAACCAAAGCGCUAAAAUUUCAAAAUUUUUUGACGAAGAAAGAAAUCCAAAAAUAGUCCCUGAUAGGCAUGGGAAUAUUAGACAGCCUAAAACUCGAAGCUUGAUAGAUAUUUUACCUCAAACAAGUUCUUGCUUUAUUGAUUUUCUCACAAGAUGUCUGGAAAUUGACCCAGAUAUUCGGAUAACGCCAGCAGAAGCUUUACAGCAUCCUUGGAUUUUGGAGAAUAUUCCUCAUAAUGGAAUAAGAAGAAAAACAACAGUCUUGCUAAAGAGAUAA